CAAAUGCACUUUGACAAAGACUCACUCUCUUUCUUUUUUUAUUCCUUUAUCCCUCUCUAAAGGUUUAUUUGACAUUCAUACAAGGAACAUUACAAAGCUUUUUGCUCAGUGGCUAUACCAAAAAGAAAAGACUAAACACCAAGAAUUUCAGAUAUUGCAUCAAAUCUUGUUAGCCUUCAAGGCAACCUCACUGUUAUGGAAACUCAUCAUCAUCAUCAGCACCAAAAGAACACAGAAAACGAUGUACAAAAGCAACAACAUCAAAUUGAAGAAGAAGUAGCACCACCACCACCACAGUUAAGGCAACAAGAAAAUACAGAACUAGACCAAAUAGCAUCAUCAUCACCACAAUCUUCAACACCCUCUUCCCCUUCUCAAGAGUUUUCCUUCACAAUCUCUCUUCACCACUCCACAUUAUUCCCAUCUGAUAACUCCAAAAACCCACCUAAUUCAUCAUCUCUUGCACUUGAUUUAUCUCCUGCUGAUGACAUUUUCUUCCAUGGUCACUUGCUCCCUCUACAACUCCUUUCACACCUUCCUUCUUCGCCGCCUCGCUCUUCGACCAAUUCCAUGGACAGCUUCCCCCUCCCCAUCAGAGAGUUAUUAGAAGAUGAAAAUCACUCCAUUAAGGACACUAGUGGCAGCAGCAACAAUAGCACCUCAGACAGCAAUAACAGCAGCAAAAGAGACCAAGACAACAACAACAACAUAGGAAAAAAGGUACAAGGUAAGUCCAAAUUUUCUUUUUCAUUAUUUGGAUUAACCAAGGGCCACAAAGGGUACCAAGAUAAGGAAGAUAAAGUGAAGCACAAGAACAAGGUGAGGUUUGAUGUGAUCCAUGCAAUAAAAAAGUACUUGAGAAUGGUCCAGCCUAGGAUGCUUUUCAAAGGACAAAGAGAGAAAAUUAGGCCCCGGGGACAGUGCUAUUCUUAUUCAGGAAAUGUAACUCCGAAGAAUUAUAAGCUGCAGGAUUGGAGAGGACAAUAUUCAGCACCGGCAUCAAUGAGGACUUCUCCUACAAACAGUGGUUUAUUGAUUGCAACCACGCCUCUUCCUCCUGCUAGUGACAGUACCAUGGAAGAGUUGCAAGCAGCCAUUCAAGCUGCAAUUGCUCACUGCAAAAAUUCAAUUGCAAAAGAAGAGAAUCUCAAGUGCUGAUUUUUUGUGUUUCCCUGCAUAUCUUGUUUCAGAGACAAUCUUGUUCAAGACAUGUCCGACACUUAAUGUGUACGUCUCUCUCAAUGAACCAUGAUCUGCCAGCUUGUUGUGAAGGACUAGUUACUUUUACUAGAUCCAAAUUCUGUUGGUUAAAACGCAAAAUCAAGUGCUGAUUCAUGGAUAGGAGAAGAUUUUUUUUUUCCCCUUGAGUUUUAUUUCCUACCUUUGAUUUUGUAUGUGGUAUUUACGUAAUUGUGUACAUAAAAAAAAAUGUACCAUAAUAAUGUGAUUAAAAAAACCACAAUUGGAAAUAAUAUCUCAAAUAUUAUUAUCAGAUUAAGUUAUAGAAUCUAGAGCAACUUGUAUUAUAUUAUUAUAGUAUGUAUGAAUUUUUGGAAGCUUCAGCUA
Glycine soja is the source of this 1566-nucleotide messenger RNA. Its product is annotated as BRI1 kinase inhibitor 1-like. The record is from RefSeq and is a predicted model, not a curated record. Gene Ontology annotation, cellular component: plasma membrane. The transcript has a single exon. Gene Ontology annotation, molecular function: kinase inhibitor activity. Bases 196 to 1158 code for a protein of 320 amino acids. NCBI's taxonomy places the organism in Eukaryota, Viridiplantae, Streptophyta, Magnoliopsida, Fabales, Fabaceae.